GCUGGGGCGGGGUUCUGAGUUGGAUGAUCAGCCAUGAUCAUAAUAAAUGGCGGUGCAGGCUCGAAGGGCUGAAUGGCCUACUCCUGCACCUAUUUUCUAUGUUUCUAUGAAACGAUGACGGUUUACUCUUUCCUAUGGAUGGUACCUGGUCUGUUGAGUUCCUUCUGCAUUUUGUGUGUGUUUUGGUUAACCAUUCAUUUGUGUUUAAGUAUGUUCGCUUCCCAGGAAAUGUAAUCAUGUUCUCAAAGCAUGCUGGGAGCAAUUGAUUAAGAUCUUGUUUUUUUACCUUGUAGUAUAGCAGCUGAUUUGAUCUGCUGCUUCAAGGCAGUGAUGAUCUUCAAUUCAGGCUGAACUUUUUCUUUGUAGUAUUAAUAUUUCAAGAACAACUUGAUACUGAAUUGAAACUUUUUAAAAAAUCCUAGAGGGCAGCAAAGCUUUGAGUUGGCCUCUUUUGCAUAGAUCUAUUUUACUCUUAUGAAUAGAAUAUCAAUAUGUGACGUGUUAUCAUUGGGAGUAGGCACACUGAUCACUGCACUCAGAAAAGUGGCUGGAAGGGAGCUUUUGAGGUACUGUUUCUUCGGCAAAGUCUUGAGUCAGAGAUGGCCUCAAAUAUCAAUACGCAAGAGAUCAGAUUGCUCUUCUAAUUCUGUUGACUUGUGAAAUAAAUGCCAAAGGAAUUUAUUUGAGUCAUCCUAUAACGAGUUUAAUACUUUUGUAGUGAUACCCAAGCUCAAUUUUUUUUAAAACUUCUGCUAGAAACCCUCUUUUUCCCAUGUGCUUAUCAUGAAGUCAGUGGGACUGUAAUAAGUAAGUCCCAUGUUCAAUUUUAACUGCCAGGCCAAGCAAAAUUUUCUGCUAUAGUUUUAUUUUCAAUAUCGAUCCUCUACCUUUUAUGACUGGAACUUCAUAUCCUGUUCUUAGAACUGAGGCUGGAGUUUAUUGUUUGCUGGAUUUGGGCACUGUGAAUGUACGACUUCAAGUAUCACACCUCGUUCUCGGUUUUGUGGUAGCAGCAAACUCUGCACAAGGCAUUCAAAGUCAAAUUAACUGCAUUUCAUUCUGAAUUACAAAUUAAGUGAGUUUUUCUUAAUGUCCUUAAAGUUAACAUUUUUAUCAUGAUCUUAAAGUAAUGGGCACUGCUGAUUAGGGAGCUGGGCCAUACAGUAUUUGAUCUACUGGGGGAAAAUCUUAAUAACUUGUGAGUAAUCUGCUUUGGGCUCUUGAGUUCUCAUGACUCACUGGACUGCUAUGUUCUUGACCAAAAAAUUGAGAAGUAAAGUAUUUAAAAGAAAAACAUUCUGUUUAGAACUAAUGAAAGCAUUUUACAGAACAGAUUAAAAACAGACAGAUGUUUUUUUCCUGUUAUGAAAUUUACCCUAUAGGGUAAAAUAAAAUUCCAUUGUAUGGGAAGAUUUUAGCUUCCUCGCUACUCUUACCUGUCCCCAUGAAACUUAUUGCCUGGCUAUAUUUGAAUGUUAUUGCUCCAAAAUAUAAUUCAAAGUAUUGUGCUGUUAUUAGGCGUAUGCUGGUGAACUCUGUGGUACCUGCACAGAUGUAGAUGUCACAUAAUGCAAUCCUCCUGUUGGAGUUGACUUUCAAUGGUGAUGUACAUUUAUGAGAAUUCAUUUACUGAAACCUUAGGUAAGUUAGAAUUAAAAUUCAUUUGAGCUCAAAUUUAAUCCUUACCUUGGUCAGCAAGUCAAAAAAAAAUUUACUUUUGGGUCUAAGUAUUAUAGUUAAAUGGGUGUUGCAUUUUUUCAAAAUUAUUGCAACGUGGGUGCCCUUCAGACUAUGAAUGCAUUUUGGUAACUUUACUCUUUCUUACAGAUGCAUUUUGGAAUUAAUUUUGUACAAAGAUCCUUUGACGUGUCCAUUGCUUUACCACAGCAUUCAAAAGAAAUGAGCUGAGGCCGUCAUUGACCACUCUGAGGGAUAGAGAGAUGAUUUUCUUUGCUUUCAAAAAAAAUGCAUGGUCAUUAAUCUUUCUUGAGCAACAUGUGCAUAUAACCAGUGCCACCAACGUUGUGGAAGUGUGGGCUGCACAUUCCACAAGCUUUUGCCAGAUCAUGAACAACAAGCAAGAUGUUGGAGGAACUCAGUGGGUCAAGCAGCAACUGUUGAGGGAAAUUGACAGUUGACAUUUUGGGUCAAGACCCUUCAUCUGAACUGUCUGUGCUUCCCUUUUGUCAGAUUGUGAAGCUUGACGUAUCUGUUACCUGUCUCCAAAGGUUUUGGAACUCUUACUCUUGAUCAGUUUUCCAGCCUGAUACUUCUUUCUUUCUUUCUUCCUUUUCAAAUCUUUUUAUUGUUAUAUUAUACAGGAAAAAUAACGUGAGUACAUUGAAGUAACAACACUUACAAUGCCUCAAAAAAAAACAUUAUCUUAAAGAUUGAAAAAAAAUUUUGUGAUAACAAAAAAACCUACUAAGCAGAAAAGUGAGAAAAAAAGAAAACCCAUUAGGUGUACAACCCCGGAGUCAUGCGUCAUACAAAAAGCUUCUAAAAAUAAACAUCAAACCGCCAGCAAGAAAAGAAAAUAUACUAAAAAAUUUACAAUUAGAUCGUGGAAAAAUUAUAUCAAUUAACUCAAAUGAUAAUAACGAGCAAAUGAGCCCCAUCUUUUCUCAAAAUCAAAUAAAGGUUCAAAGGUUCAACUUCUAAUUUUCUCCAAACUAAGACAUAGCUUCACUUGAGAGAACCAUUGUGACAAAGUGGGAGCUGAUGUAUCCUUCCACUUCAACAAAAUGCAGUAACAUGUUGGUCAGACAAGGAAGUACCAUAAAUAUUUUGAGGAAUUAUUCCAAAAAGCACAGUUAAUUUAUUAGGUUGUAAAUUAAUUUUAAGUGCUUUAGAAAUUGUUGAAAAAACCGACUUCCAGAACUGUUCCAAUAUAGAACAAGACCAAAACAUAUGUAGCCAGUGUAGCUAUCUCAGUUUUACAUCUAUCACAAUGACUAUCAACAUUAGAAAAGAUUUUAAAGUCUCUCCAGCCUGAUACUUCACUCACUAUAUGGUGCUGAAAUACUGUUGGAAGUGUCAUCUUUCAAACAGUAUUAAACCAAGGCUCAUUUUGUAAAACUGAAAGUGCCUAUGACUCUAGACUCUCGGAACAGUAUUGCGGAGGAACUGACCAUUUGGCCCACAAUGUCUGUGGUGAUUAUAUUGCCAAAGCAAACUGAAUCUUUUCUCCCUGCACAUGGUGUCGAUCCCUCCAUUACCUGUGUAUUCAAAUGUCCAACAGCCUCUGAAAAACCAGUAAUGUUUCUGCUUCCACGAUUACCUUUAGCAGCCUAUUCCAAGCAUCUGUUACUCUGUGUAUUUUAAAAAAAAGCUAUUCUCAGAAGUGAAAGCUCUGUGGUGUCUAAACCACCAUUUAUUCCUCAUCCCACAUUACAGAAAUAGAUUACCUAGUCAUGUCACCUGCCUGAUAUUUUCUAAAGAUAUUCACCUUAAAAAGUUAAAGGAUUCAGCUGUGUGUAAUUAAAAAUUGGAGUUGGGUCAUUAAGAAACAAAAUUGGGAAGUAUUUUUUUUCUUUACAGUUGUAAUAAUAAUCUGAACUUUUAACUCAUUGACACUUUCUGACAAUGUGAUUAGAUUUGCUAUCUGCCCAAGUUCUUUCCCUUGAUUGUCAUACCUAAUUUGCAUACAAAUCGAAUAUUCACAUGUACCAUUCCUGCUAGUACAUGACCGAUUUUUUUUUGGUGCACCUUUAGCUCAUGCUCCUUUUGGGUUGUAUCGGAGGCUGUUGCUUUAUGUUAACUUCAAACUCUGCCGGACAUCUUUGAGAAAAUUUUUUUUUUUAAUUCCAGAUUUAUUGAGUUAGUUGAAUUUAAAUUCUGCAUCUACUGAUAGUGAGAUUCAAGCUCCUGUCUUUGGAUCAGUGGUCCAGAACUCUAGCUGCUGGUCCACCAACUUAACAGCAUGUGGUAUUGUUAUUCCUAUGUGUGUGGGUCUUCCCUGUCCAGUCUGUCUUUUUGUGUUCGUGUCUCUCUGUGUGAGAGCGCAGGCAUCUUUGUCAAAUAGAAGCCAUAUUCAAAAUAUGAUCGAGAAUGUGGUGCCUAAAAAGAAAGCCUUUCUGUAUUUUCAUAUUGGUUAAAAAUAAAUUUGCUUUUAAAGAAUUGUGAAUCAGAAUACUUUUUCAUUGUCAGGACUUGCAAAUCCAAGUAUGCAUGUUACUUAAAUUUAGUUAGUGUUGCCCUAAAGGCAGAAACUUGUUCUUUUUUUUUGAAGACUAUAUACAUUGCAGAAGUUCCCACAGGCCCCUCAGUUUUUGGUAGCAGUCCAUGGCAUAAGCAAGGUUGGGAACCCCUGAUUUAAUGUGACUUUCUAGUCUUAGCUGUAUGCCUAAACCAAAAUCCCAGAUUUUUAGCUGUAGAACAAAUGCCUGUGAUCCAGAUUGUAGAAUAGGGAAUAAAAUUUUGAAGCCAUGUGAUCUGAAUUAUUACAUUAUGUGAUCUGAACUAUACAUUAUUCACUUCAUUGUCGAGUCCUAGUUUCUCAAGACUGCUUCAGCUAGUAAAACCAAGUCUGGUCACUCCAGCUGAUGUUGUUAUAUUAUUUCAAUUCAAUGUCUUGUCCUCUUCUCUGAAUUUGUAAAAUUGGUGUGUAUAAAAAAUAGAUGUAUUACAAAUUGUGAUGUUACUUGCAUGACAUAGCUCAAAAAUUCAAAGUAAAUUUAUUUUCAAAAUACAUGUACGUAACCAUGUACUACACUGAGAUUCAUUUUUAAAUCUUAUUUAUUUAGAGAGGCAGCGUGGAGUAAGCCUCUCUGGCCCUUUGAGCUAUGCUGCCCAGGCAACCCCUGACAAACCACAUUUAACCCUAACCUAAUCAUGGGACAAUUUACAAUGACCAGUUAACCUACCUGGUAUGUCCUUGGACUGUGAAAGUAAAGCAGAGUACCCAGGGAGAACCGACACAUUUCAUGGGGGAGGAUGUGCAAAGGACGCCAGAAUUGAACUCCAAGCUGUAAUAGUGUCAUGCUAACCACUACACUACCAUUCAUGUGGGUCUUCACAGUAAAUGCAAAGAAACAAUAGAAUCCAUGAAAAACCAGAUGCAACAAAGUCAACACACAAUAUCCGUUUUAUUUAUUAUUUUAAUGUUGGUAUAUUUAGCACCAAAUAUUCAUGAAUUCUGAUUUUAUGAAUAGACAUAACUAUUGUGAGGUUGAGGAUAAUUUUGUAUGGGGAAAAAGUUCUAGUUGGAAGAUAAUUGGUUCAUUGAUUACUUUGUUCUGCAGCUUUUGCCAUUUAGUUUUCAUUAAAACAAAAAUAUUUUUCUCAACUUAUUUUUUUCCUUGAGUGAUGAUUUAGCUAGGAUAUAGAUUUUUGACAACAGGCAUUCUGAUGCUAUGAUGAUCUGCAAGUACCUGGAGGUGCACCUGGACGACAGACUUGAGUGGAGCACUAACACAGAGGCUGUGUACAAGAAGGGCCAGAGUCACCUCUACUUCCUGAGGAGACAGAGGUCCUUUGGAGUAUACAGAUGAAUGCACUGUGAUAGAGCUACUGCCUGCGGGGUGGAACCUAAGAGAUAAUCCUGAAGAUAGAUCAACCUGCAGUGGCAUUAACAUUUUCUGAGAAACCAAUCCACUUUUCACCACUGACCAUGGCCAGCAAAAGGAAGUCUAAAGUUCCUUGUAUGGUCCCUGCAAAUGAAAGUCUGGACCAGAACCAAGAUCUGGAUCUGGUUACACAUGAUGAUGACCUUCCUCCAGAUAUUUCUGAUGAGAGUUUGACAGCAGAUGGUACUGUUGUUGAUGAUGAGACUAUUUCAGAAAAGGAAAUACAAGAUAAUCAAAUCAGAAAACUAGAAGGAGGCUAUGAAUGUAAAUAUUGUACUUUUGAAACACAGGACUUAAAUAAAUUUACAGUACAUGUUGACUCAAAGCACCCAAAUGUUAUUCUCAAUCCAUCCUACUUCUGCGUGGAAUGUAAUUUUAUGACCAAAAAGUAUGAUACUCUUAAUGACCAUAAUGCUAGAUAUCAUUCAGGUGAAAUAAAUUUUAAACUUAAAAUGGUGAAGCACAAUAAUCAAACUGUCUUUGAACAGACUGUUGAAGAAUGCAACAGUAAUGGGAUUCCUACAAAUGAAGAUCAGGCAGAAAACACUGAAGCUGCUUUAACAGGAAUAUCAAUAAGUAAGACACCAAUCAUGAAGAUAAAACAUAAAAUUGAGACCAAAAGAAUCUCUCUGUCUCCAAGUUUGGUGGAUGAAUUCGCUGCUAGACAAGAAAACAAUGAUGAAUCUGUGGGAAGCAACUCAGCCUUGGGAUCUACUAGUACCGGUGGACUUUGCAUUAACCAAGAAACAAAUGGUGUAAUAAUUGAUUCAGCAGGUAUGAGUCAAUUAAUACCACCUCCAAAUUCUAAUUUAAUUCCAAAAGUUAUGAUUCCUUUAAACAGCAUUCCAACUUAUAACACUAAUAUGGAUGUAAAUACUCACCUAGUGAACUCCUUCAACAAAUUCCCCUAUCCUACACAUUCAGAAGUUGUAACACUAAAAACUCAGACAAAAUAUACGGAGGAACAAAUUAAAAUCUGGUUUACUGCUCAACGGCUUAAACAUGGUAUCAGCUGGACCCCAGAGGAGGUGGAAGAUGCCAAAAAAAAACUGUUUAAUGGAACUGUGCACACUAUACCACAAACAAUUACAGUCAUACCAGCACAGAUUUCAACAUCUAAUGGAUUGCAGCAAAUCCUCCAGCCUUGUCAGAUAGUUGGUCAGCCAGGCAUUGUCUUGGCACAGGUUACCAGUACAAAUGUGGUUGCUGGGAAUUCUCCUGUCACUGUUACUGUUGCUGGAGUUACAAAUCAAAUGCAGUGGCCAAAACGCAGAACGCAGGUAAGUGAGAUAGGUCCAGAAGCAAAAAGGCCAAACAACUCUCAGCUUCCUCAACUUGCUUCACAAGGAGGUUCCCUUAAUUCUGCCUCGGGCACUGAUCCCUACAGUGUCCGCCUCAAAAAGACAAAAGAGCAACUGACAGAGCUAAAGGCUAGCUUUAAUAGAAAUGCGUUUCCCAGCGAUGCAGAGAUUGCUCGAAUUAUACAAGUAACAGGCCUCUCAAGAGGUGACAUCAAGAAGUGGUUCAGUGACACAAGGUAUAAUCAUAGGAAUUCAAAAAGUAAUCAAAGCAUUAACAUUGCUGAAGUCACCAACACCAUAAUUUUGGAUUCGGGUGAUGAUACAACGACUUCUGAAUCCCUUGUAAUAAACCAGCAGCGCAGACAUGGGUGGCAUGCCUUUCCGGAUUUCACUCCCCAGAAGUUUAAAGAGAAAAGUACAGAGCAGCUUCAAAUCCUUGAAGAGAGCUUUCUUUCUAAUCCAUUUCCCACCGAUGAUGAGAUUAACAAGCUAAGGACUGACACAAAACUCACCAGGCGGGAGAUUGAUGUCUGGUUUUGUGAGAGAAGGAAAGUUAAAUAUUCAGAAGAUAAAAAUGAGAGUGGAAAGGUAAUCGAUGGGGAGGUUGAAGUCAAGCACAAGGACUCUGAAGAAGGGCGCACCAAAUCACAUUAUGGGCAAGUUCAUGCUACGUCCUUGGCUAGUGGCUUAGCAAUACCAAAAGUAAUGGCUGGUGCUGCUAGUAGACUGUAUAAGAAAACUCCAGAGCAGCUACAUUUGCUUAAAAGUGCAUUUGUCCGCACACAAUGGCCAUCCCCUGAGGAAUAUGACCAAUUAGCUGCAGACAGUGGACUGGCCAGAACUGAUAUAGUAAGUUGGUUUGGAGAUACAAGGUAUGCUUGGAAAAAUGGUAACUUGAAAUGGUACUAUUAUUAUCAAAGUGGUAAUGUGGACAGUCAAAAUGGACAAAGCCACAUUUCCUUCAGAAAGUAUAAAGGUAGAGGUAGAUCGAGAGGUAGACCACGAGGAAGAGGAAGGUACAGAGGAAAUGGAAGAUCUCACAAUUGGAGUGAAACAACGUCAAACAAAACAUCUUUGGGACUUGCUGCUUCAGGUCAAAAUGUACUUGAACAAUACUAUUUGAAACACAAAUAUUUAAAUGAAGAGGACCUUGAUGAUCUUGUGGCAAGAUCACAUAUGAGUUAUGAAAGCAUCAGAGGAUGGUUUGUACAAAGGCAAGCAGAAGGUGUUGUUUCAGAGAGCAAUAACUCGGAUGGACAAUACCCUGGUGAAGAUGAGAAAAAUGAGCCACUUGAAGAGGAAGAAGAUUGGGCUGCUGAAGAAAAUGAAGAUGAUGCCUCUGAUGGAAGUGGCAGCAGUGACGUGUGGAAGCCUCCUUCACAAAAGCGAAAUGAAGUAACUGAACCAGAUGAUGAAUUCUAAGUAACCUGUAAAAUGAACAGCAAAUAUGUGGAAGUCUUCAGUGGACACUUGGGAUAAAGAACCAAUUCAGAGAAUCCGCAAUUAUGGUUAUCCUCUUUGAGCUGCAAGAUUAUGUCUAUAAAGAAAUAUCCAUGCACAACACAUUUUAUUUGUCAGUAAAGUAAAGGCUUUUUAAAAUCACUUCCACAUUGCCAAAGUUUUAUUACUGCAGCUAAAAGGACUUUUGUACAUAGCUAUUGUUCUGGGUCAGAUUUGUACAGUUCGGGAUUUUACUACCUUUUUACUGAGGUUUAAUUUUUUGAGAUAUCUUUGAGCACAAUUUUUCUUUAGAUUUGGCUACCAUAUUUUUCUCAUGCAGGCUCUUGAUAUUGUCCGCAUAGUUUGCCACUGUGAUAUAGUAAUUUGCCUUCCUCGGAUACUGGCAGUGCAAGUAAAUCUUGAGCAAUCAAAUUAUAUUUCAGCAUUUGUUUAAAAUGCUGAUAACUGCUUGCCAGUAAAGAAGUAUAAACUCCUAUAUUUGUGACUUAAUUAUGCAUGGUGCAUUUGUAUAUGCAUUGGUAAAAUCACAUGGUUAACUUUAUAAUUUAAUCUUUCAUAGCUACUUGAAUUGACACUUAUUGUAGGUGUAGAUAAAACCAGCAGAAUUGUUUUCCAUAAUUACUUUCUUCAGAAGCCAUAUUCCAUUUGCUAGUAUUUUUCAGUAUCUUCUGCAAGUCAUUUUGUAUGCUGAAAUUAGGAAAAUGCUGCUUCUAUAUAUACAGUACUACAUUUAUAUAAUAUAUAUAGUAUUUAAAUAUUAUAAACAUUAAGGGGGUUGCAAACUGUGGUUUGAAGAAAAUCAAUGUCCAGUUCUAAUUUUUCACGCUAUUUAUUGUAUUUUUGAGUAUGUGUACUGUGAGAAUAAACAUUCGAGUUGAUUAGUAUGCUUUUAUUUUUAGUUAGCAAUUCACCACCAUAGUUAUUUGCAGUUAGUCUUACUUGUGAAAAAAGUGACCAGUUGUGCUCGCUCAUUUUAUUACUUAUAGUUUAGAUUACUUUCUGAAAGUUUAUGAAAACUAUAAAGCACUAAUGGUGAAUUAACCCAGUCAAUAUGUACUUAGUUUUAGAUAUUUUCUACUUCUAUACAAAUUUUAAUCAUGGUUACAGUAAUGGCUGGUGACUGCACAGUUUUAUUAUGCAAAAGGAAUUUUGCAUGGUUAUUAUACAAGUACUGUAUACUAGAUUCUUCAGUUUGAUCAUUAUUAGAUUAUAACUUUGGCUGUCUAACCUCUGGCACACUCAAGUCAUAGCAGUAUUUGGACUUGUAUUAGUAAUUCCCAAAAGCAGUUUAAGUUUUUCCCCUUGACAGUUUGAAACUCAUGAAGGAUUAUGGCAAAAUAUGUCCAAAAUUAUCAUAAAAAAGGACUUUACCUUGGUCAAGUUUUGAGGUUUAAAGUAUACAAACAACAUGUUAAUAUUUAAAUUUGGCAAAGACUUAUUGUUACACAUUACUGUGCAGCUUAUUUAUCCAAACACCUUUGGGGAAAUGCUAACUUGUUAGGCCAAUGCUCAUUCUGGCUUGCAAGUGCUGCAGGUUUUAAUUUGCACAGAGCUAGUCAUCUUAAAGAUAUGUUUUUAAAGAUGUUAACAAUGAUCACUAUAAUAAUGAAUGAUUUGCAAGAUAAGCAGACCCAUGCAGUGUUCUUCAAAACGGAACUCGAAAUGGUACUACUAUCUCCUAUCAAAAUUGUAGAAAAAUAAUUAAGCAUCUUUUUAAGUCUCAGAGCUACAUUUUUAAUCAAAAAUUUGGAAGCCUUAAUACAUCACAUUCAAAAUUAUUUUUCUAGGAUACUAUAGUAUUAAUGCCAUUUUUUUGCUAUGUAAUCCAAUGGCUUGGGUUGGAUUGCCUAAGGCAUUGGUUACAUGCCUUGUAGAACUCUUAUUGCCAUUAACAGGUGAACCUUGCACCCUGAUUUAGUCUAAAAAUCAAAUCUUAAAAGUACAUUCACAUUUGCCCUUCUUUUGGGUUUGCACUGUAAUCCUUUUGUUCAGCCAUUGCCUCUGUAAUACUUGUGUAAAAGAUGAUCUGAAAAGAAUUUUAAUGUUUUUAAGAAUAUCUGUGACUAUCCAAUCAGCCAGCAUUCUGGGCAGUUUCCAAGUAACAGCACAUUAUAAGGGUUUGAGGAAAUUUUGUAUAGGCUUUUUUUUUUGAACAUUUUAUCUGUUAUAUUGCCACAUUUUGUUUUUAAAUUGAGAUCUGUUUAGCGCUCUACUGCAGUUUUGUCUUGAAGGUUGCGUUUGUAGAUCUGAUGUUAUUUUCCAUUGACUACAAUGCAAUGAUUGUAAUAUGUGAAUAUUACGCAUUUCAAAAUAAACCUCCAUUCUGUGAUUUA
Molecule: messenger RNA, 10662 nt
Organism: Mobula hypostoma (lesser devil ray)
Lineage: Eukaryota; Metazoa; Chordata; Chondrichthyes; Myliobatiformes; Myliobatidae
Product: zinc fingers and homeoboxes protein 1-like
Exons: 3
Coding region: 5612-8290 (892 amino acids)
Biological process (GO): regulation of transcription by RNA polymerase II
Cellular component (GO): nucleus
Molecular function (GO): DNA binding; DNA-binding transcription factor activity, RNA polymerase II-specific
Source: RefSeq, a predicted model, not a curated record